Molecule: messenger RNA, 1626 nt
Organism: Aureococcus anophagefferens
Lineage: Eukaryota; Pelagophyceae; Pelagomonadales; Pelagomonadaceae
Exons: 1
Coding region: 1-1626 (541 amino acids)
Molecular function (GO): chloride channel activity
Source: RefSeq, a predicted model, not a curated record
AUGGAGCCCGCCGCGCCGGACGUCGAGGGCGGGCGCGAGCGGAAGGACUCCUUCGGCGACCUGAGCGAGAGCGGCGAGCCGCCGACGCCGUCGCCGUCGCCGCUCCCGACGCACCGGCGGGCGCGGUCCCUCAACUCCAUCACGCUCAUGCGGUCGCCGGCGAAGCAGCCCUCGACCAUCGUCACGCGCGGCGGCGCCUCGGCGCGGCGGGCCCGCUCCGACGAGCGCGGCCCCGGUGGCAGCCCCGUCGGGCGGCGCAGGUCCUUCGUCGAGGAGUCGCGCGACGUCUUGCGGGAUUACGCCGAGGACGUGCGGUGGUCGCUGCACGAGUACGCGGGCCGCUGCGGCGCCUGCUGCCGCGUGAACACGGAGACGGUCGUCCGCGUGCGGCGGAGCCUGCGCUGGUACGGGUCCGCGGCGAACCUGUCGAACGAGACGAUGACGCCCGAGACCUUCGCGGACACGGUCGCCAUCGACGACAAGCGCUGCGAUUUGCUGGACUCGAGCCGGCGCAUGAACCCCGUGGAUCUGGUCUGGCGCCUGGACCUCGCGCUGACGGCGUCCAUCGUGCCGCGCGUGCUCUCGACGUGGGUCGCGCGCUUCGUGCUCGGCGUCUACGUGUCGGCCGCGGUGCUGAAGCGCGGCGGCGCGGUCGGCGACAAGGAGGGCGACGGCGACUCGACGGUCGUGAAGCUCUCGAUUUUCGUCUCCUUCAUCAUCGUCUUCUACUCGAACCACUGCUACACGCGCUUCUACCGCCAGUACGAGGCCGUGAAGAUCUGCUGCCGGACGAUCUCCGACGUCGUCUCCACCGCGAGGGCCUACAGCGACGCGGCCAUCCCCGUCGCCGAGGCGCUCGACGACGACGACGUCGACCGGCCCCCGGCGGGAAGGCUGCCCAUCGCGACGGCGGAGAAGCUCUACCGGUACCUCAACGCGGCGCACUGCGCGGGCUACUGCGCGCUGACACCGACGUACACGCGCAAGAACCUCUUCGAGCCCUUCGUGCGCCGCCACGGCCUCUUGAGCGCCCGCGAGAAGCGCGCCUUCUCCGCGCAGAAGCUGUCGACGGAGGACGCGAGCGGCGAGGCGUUCCACGAGUUCGUGCUCUGGGCGCUCGCCGCGCUGUCCGCGGCGCACCAGCGGGGCGAGAUCUCGAGCCCGAACGAGAUGGUCGCGCUCCAGGAGAUGGUCAUCCUCUUCCGCGGGUCGAUGCAGACGCUCUUCGACGAGCGCUUCCAGGAGAUCCCCUUCGCCUACUCGCACCUCGUGUCCUUCGUCUGCGCCUGCUACCUCCUCGUCCUCGCCGUCGACAUGGGCCUGAAAUUCGGCGCGUCGUCGUCGAUCACCGCGGGCCUCUUCUUCCCGUGCCUGACGGUGCUCUUCACGACGAUCGUGCUCCUGGGGCUGCUGACCGUGGGCAAGGCCAUGAGCCAGCCGACGGGGCUGGACCCGGAGGGGUUCCCCAUCUUUUCCUACAUCGACUCGACGGCCCUCGCGAGCCGCAAGAUCCUGGACUCGCACCGCAAGGCGCCGCCCGACGAGCCGGACGCGCCGCCGCCGCCGAAGCGCCGCUCGACGUCGAACCCGCCGCCGAAGCUCCGCGACGGCGCGGGGCUGGCGUAA